This is a messenger RNA of Babesia bovis T2Bo, 1388 nucleotides long. Its product is annotated as putative integral membrane protein. The transcript has a single exon. NCBI's taxonomy places the organism in Eukaryota, Apicomplexa, Aconoidasida, Piroplasmida, Babesiidae. The record is from RefSeq and is a predicted model, not a curated record. Bases 31 to 1353 code for a protein of 440 amino acids.
UAAGCUAACUAUCGCCACUAUCACUCCAGGAUGCCAGAGAUAAAGGAAGGCAUCGGCUGUUACGCCGAGAAGUAUGUACCACUGGUACCAUUGACGGGAAUGACCAUCACCUUCCUGGUAGUUGCUGUCUUGGGUCUAGGGUUCUAUUGCGCCUUGAUGAUUAACUGCUUACUAUCAAUACUUCAAAAAUGGGCGAAAUAUGAGAAAGUCAAGUUACUGAAAUCUGAAACUAAGACACCGCUAUCAUUUCUGAUUAUGGUGAUGUAUAUACUGUUGCACGUGUAUGGGUACAAAUGCUCGUUUGUCGAGACUCCUAUUUGCCGCAGGCGGGUGCUGUUCAUUGGAUUAGGCUUUGUGGUAGUGUUCUGUUCAUUCGUAGCAGUAAUGCUAGCUACCAUCCCUGAGGAGUGGCUGAAGCCCGCUGGACUUAAUACCCGGAUCAAUGCUAAACACCGUGUCUAUGGCGCCAUGGGUUUUUCGGGACUCCAGAUAAUCGCACUUGUUGGAUUCAUGUUUGCCGCAUAUAAGCAACACUGCUUUGGGAAGUGCAUGACCAGGAGCCGCAAAGCAUUUUAUGUAAUAGCAGUACUGAAUCUAAUACACCUGAUAGGUUACAUAGUUAACCUAGGAAUGUUUUACAGGGAGGGUAAACUGCAGGAGGAAAUGUCCACGAUGAAAGAUAAAGAGGAGUGGAAAGUGUACCAGGGAAGGGCUACUCUUAACUACCUACUGUUGAUAGCACUUGUGAUAAGUGCAUACCAGGUCAAUAUGUGCUGCACACCUUUCAAUGGCUAUGAAGGCAUAUUUUUACUGUUUGGUGGUGCAGUUAUUGGCUGUAUCAUAUGCGCCAUGUUGGCCUGUGAAAUGGAUAACGUUCCUGAUGGAAAGGACUACCAGCACGCCAUAUAUCCUAUUUUGUUCCUACUGCUAGUAUUUACUGGUUUGUGGCUAUACUGUUUACAUGCAGCUAAACCGUUUGGACAGUACCAUACUGUAUGGGAAGUGGGAUGCUUCAUGCUAGGCCUUUUCUUAUUGGCCAUGAUAGUCAUUGCAGGUGUGGUCAUGGUUGCAGCGGCAGGAAACAAUCAGUGGAAUAUUCAAGGAAUCAAAAUCUUUGAAGGAUUCCACUCAUUGGCAAUUCCUGCAUACUUCCUUAUUGUCCUUGUACUGUUUAUAAUCUAUGGUCGCAAGAGCGGCUUACUUAAGCGCAUGGGUUUGUGGUUCAAGAAGGCACCUGAAACGGUCCAACCUCCAGUAACCCCGGAGCUAGAGCCUAGUGAACCAUGUCAACUUCGCGGACCAGAAUCAGUAGGAGGUGUCUACCACGAUUCGAGGCUGCAUCCAGCAAAGUAGUUAGAAAUACUCUCAGGACCGAGUCCUGGAAUUUG